Molecule: messenger RNA, 4357 nt
Organism: Myiozetetes cayanensis
Lineage: Eukaryota; Metazoa; Chordata; Aves; Passeriformes; Tyrannidae
Product: heat shock 70 kDa protein 12B-like
Exons: 6
Coding region: 1338-2861 (507 amino acids)
Molecular function (GO): ATP-dependent protein folding chaperone; ATP binding
Source: RefSeq, a predicted model, not a curated record
UAAACUUAUGAGUAAGGAAAAUAACGACCCGGGGUGACGCCCGGGUCCUCACUGCCAAUGUGAGAGGAAUUUUUGCGCGGGUACAGGUCGCCCCCGGGUGCCCCGCCUACUUCGCGGGAUGCCCGGGUGCCGUGAUCUGCCCGACCCCCUGUGCCGCGCGUCACAAGGACAGAGCUCUCCUUGUUUCACACCGCAAUGCUCGGCGUUAGGCGUGGCGCGCUCCGGGUGCCGUCCGCCCGCCGUGCCGCGGCCGGACGCUGCCUGCUCAGCCAUGUAGCACGUCGUUACCGGGAAGGCAAAUUACUCUAAAGAUCAAAAUAACCAGUGUCUCCCCCUGCUGCGUUCACUGAGCUGUCUUAAGGGCCUUCCCGAAGCUAAGAAAUACAUCAACCCACUCCUAAUAUUUCAUGUGUCUGCAGGAAGUGAUUCCUUUUCUGUGCUUCUGACGGAGGAAUUAGACUGUUCAAAAUCAGACUAAGACUGAAAACAGCAGUGAAAGGGAAAAGCUGUCUUGUGCAGCUUGGGCGGAGGUGACCUUCAAGGGAUGCAGGACUGUGACUCUGGGUCUUACUGCAGGUCCUGGUGCUGCUGAGCCUCCCUCCCUCUGCCCUUUUGAAGCACAGCGAACCCCCAGGGCCUGCAGCGUGGGGGUUUCUUCCUGUCGUUGGAAAAUGCUUCUCUGAAAUGCAGUUUUGCUUCCACCUGCAGCUCUGUCUGAUCCCUGGCACCUGUCACGAGGUUCACUUGUGACCCCUCCACAGCCUCCCUGUUACCUUCCUGCCAUCUCCCCACUACAGCAUCCUGAGCUGUAGUAACUCCGAGGCGUUGCCGUGCAUGCAGCAGCAUCCACCGUGUUGCUGCAGAGCUGGCAGCCCAUGCGUACUCUGUGCUAGAUCCACGGGGAAAACUCCUGGACUUCAGCAGAGCAGGAGCUACCAGCGAGGGCCCAGGACAAACGCAAAGGAGAUGGACACUGCUGAGGCAUCUGCUCACAGUUACACAGGCUCAGGAUCCCACAGCACUGAUUUCCUUUCAGGAAUGUUUCAAGCCUUGGUGAGCCUAAAGUCAUACCAACAGUGACACCGUGUCCCUGCUCAGUUGUCCACUGGUGCUUGAUCUGGUUCCAGGGUGGGACAUGACUGCGUUACUCUCAAAUUAAGGGAAGACACAGAGACCUGAACAUUUUUGAAGGUUAUACCAGGAAUCUCAGUUAAUGUACAGACCAAAUCCGCGAGGUGUACUGGGGAACAGAGCACGGGUUCAAGACCCCAAAGACACCCACGUGCAUCUUGUUCAACCAGCAGCAGGAGUUCAAGAAUUUUGGCUAUGAUGCUGUGAUGAAGUACAAGAGCCUGCCCUCCAGCAAAGCUGAGAGCUGGUACUUCUUCCAAAACUUCAAGAUGAAGCUGUACAACACAAAUGUCACAACUGGCAUGGAGCUGGAAGCCACCAAUGGAAAGAUGCUUCCUGCCCUGACAGUCUUUUCCGAAAGCCUGCGCUACCUGAAGCAACAUGCCCUGGACACCAUUAAAGAGGCCUCUUUCCAAACCGUCUAUGACGAGGAGGAGAUCACCUGGGUCAUUACUGUCCCAGCCAUAUGGAGCUCUGCUGCCAAGCAGUUCAUGCGUUUGGCAGCAAAAGAGGCAGGAAUGAUCUCUGGCAUGCUCUCUAAAAAUCUGAUCAUUGCCUUGGAGCCAGAGGCUGCAUCGCUGUGGUGCAAACAGCUUCCACAGGAAGGGUUUAUGGCAGACAGCAGUGACAAGAAGAAGUUUGAAGACUCCCCUGGGAUCCAGUAUGUUGUUGUUGACUGUGGAGGUGGCACAAUAGACAUCACGGUACAUGAGAUCCAAGAAAACCAUUACCUGAAGGAGUUACACAAGGCAACUGGAGGUGGAUGGGGAGGCAACAGAGUGGAUGAAAACUUCACGUAUUUCCUCAGGGAAAUAUUCAGUGAUGGUGUAUGGGAUGAAUAUGUAAAGAGCCACCCUACUGAAUUACAACAUAUGAUGUACAACUUCGGUCUGCAGAAAUGCUCUGCUAGCAGAGAGGCAGUCUACAUACAUUGCUACUACAACCUGAUCAGAGUGGCAGAACGCAAGAAGGACAUCGCUCAAUUCUUUGAAAAAGCACACGGAGCUGUGUGGUGUGAUGGGAUGGUCAUGAUUACAUACGAGAAAAUGAAGAGCUUGUUUGACUACAGUAUCAAAAACAUAAUCUGUACUUUGAGGGAAAUUCUUGACAAACCUGGGAUGGCCAAGGUCCAAUACAUUUUGCUUGUGGGGGGCUUUGCGUCGAGCAUCAUUUUGAGAGACGCGAUCAGUCAGGCCUUUAGCAAGAAGUAUCAUGUCCUUUGUCCAGUGGAGGCUCAAGCGGCCGUUGCAAAAGGGGCUGUUUUAUUUGGAGUCAAUCCACACCUUGUUACCUCAAGAAUCAGUGCUAAGACGUAUGGUUUAAAAGUAGGUCAGGAAUUUGAUCCUGCUAUUCACGAUGUCUCUAAACGGAGGGUCUCAAAAAUUGGUGACUAUGCUUAUUGCACAGAUCUGUUCAAGAAAUUGGUGGGAAUUGGGGAGUCAGUGAAUAUAAACGAAGCUGCCCAGUAUGAUUUCUAUCCAACAGAAGCAGAUCAAACAAAUGCACACUUUGUUUUCUAUUGCACAGAAAAACAGGAUGCUCAGUACGUAGAUGAGGAAGGUAUCGAACAGCUUGGGUCCUGUAUAGUGCCAAUGCCAGAGAGAUGUCUGGGAAUGCAACAGCAGCUGAAGAUGGAGAUUAAGUUUGGGCUCACUGAAUUUAAAGCUACAUGUACUGAUGUUGCUUCCAAAGAAAGUCAGACAGUUAUAAUAGAUUUUUUAACUGUGUAAGUACUUGGUACAAUGAGCAGCAGAGGCUGUAACUCUAGGGAGAAAAUGGCUUUAGAGGGAGGCAGUAUGGUCAAAGGUUGGACUCGAUGAUUUUGGAGGUCUUUUCCAACCUUAAUGAUUCUAAUGAUUCAAUGAAUCCUACAAUAGAUGAGGCAAUUGUACCAAUAAGUCCAUCAUAUACCUUUCUGUUUACACAGGUAAACUGCUAGUCUGAUUCUGUGGUUCCUGCCGUUGCUCACCAACCACCCUUUCAAUCCAAUACAGACAGACUUUCUGUUGUAUCUGACAGCAGGUUUAUCUGCUGCUUUAUCUUGUGCCGUAUUUAGCUUGCAUUUCUGAACACAGUGUCCAUACCACCGAUGUAAUCAUCUGUAUUCUACCUGUAUUGGAUGCAAAGACUCUGGAUAGUGUCUAACUUUCACAUAAACCAUCCCACAGCUGUUUAUUUUAGCCUGUUGUCUUCUUUCAGCUGCAUCAUCUUUUCCUCUGAUGUCAGUUCUCUUUACCUGGAGUCCGGAUUUAACUCAUUUGAUGGAUUUCUGUUUUCUUCAGGACAUCACUAAUAUAAAUUGUGUGUAAUUAAAGCAGUUGUAUCCCAAACAGGAGUGCUCUGUGAAGCAGUCUGGGGGCUUGUGUCCAAAACCUGUGGGAGUAUUGUUUCUAUGAAAUUAUUAGAUGGUUUGAUCUCAUUAAUUUGGCAGAUAUGAACACCAGAUUGUAACAUUACAGAUAUGAAUAGUACUUAUGCUGCUGCCUGAGCCCCUCUGUUGAGCUCUAGGUACUCUCUGCAUCUCUGACUUGGGCUUCAUAUUUUCCAUAUCCAUAAAAUCUUAUUUCUUUGCCUCCUGCCUAUAGCACCUAUGCAGAGGUUCAGUGCAGUGUGGCCUGCAUGAGCCUAAAUUUGUCCAAGGAAAGGAUGCAAUCCUGCAGUGGGCUGGCUCUGGUUGGGGUGGAGUUAACUUUCUUCACAGUGACCCCUGUGCUGGUAUGUGAUUUGUGACCAAAAGGGUGGUGUUAGCACACUGACAGUCUGGGGAGAGGCAGGGUGGGGUUUUCGAAGUUUUCAAUCCCCCUUCACUAAGGAUGUAAAGUUUUCCUGUUGAACACCAGCCUGUCCCAAUGUAAAGUUUUGGUUAGCUGGAUACACUGCAGGAAAACUCAGCACUGGCAUUUUUAUUAGCUUAAUGGUCAGGUUAGAGUCAGUGCUAGCCAUGUACUUAAUGUUAUGAGUUGUGAGAGCAGCAUUAAGAAGACUAAUUUGCAUAUAUGCUAUGCCCUGUGAUGUAUAAAAGUGGAGGUAUUUUGAAAACAUUACCUUUGUUUUCACAUUUAAAAUCGUAAGCACACAAUAAAAGUAUUCACAACAGAAACCUCUGUGCCUUUCUACCAUGUCAGGUGGCACUGCUCUGUACGCUUUGUGAGGGCCAUUCUGGGUGGCCAGGUCCCAGGAAGCUGAGUCCUCCUGCUUUUUUCUUACCCAUUGCAUUGGGUACUUU